GUUGUCCUGCAGUUGUCCUGCCGUACACCUAUGGUGAAAUCGAGACGAGUAAAGAACAGAGCCCUGCGGGCUUUGCGAGCAUUUAGUCUCUUGGCUUUAAGGAUGUAUUCUCGGUACGCCCUCUGCGCAGAUUCAGGAAUCAGGAAAUGUGUAUUGGCAUUAUAUGUUAAUCAUACAUGGAAAUUGUCUUGGCGGUUGGUGCAUAACGGAAGACAGUACAAUAAACACAACAUAGUGCAGCAAUAAGAUAAAAUUAAAAGUAUAAUAAAAUACAUGCUAUGGGUUAGUACGCUAAAGCUAUGGGUUAGUAAGUAAGAAGAGAUUAAGAUAAACUUAAAUAAAAUAAUAGAUAAAAAUAUAGAUAAAGUGCACCAGCUAAACAAAGUGACAAAGUGAGUCGACAUGGGAGUGAGAGUCAGUCAGAGCCGCGGGCUCUGUUGAUGAGCCCCACCGCCGAAGGGAAGAAACUGUUUGUGUGGCGGGAGAUAUUAGUCCUGACGGACCUCAGCCUCCUGCCGGAUGGAAGGGACACAAACAAUUAAUGUCCAGGGUGAGAGGGGUCAGACCACCUAAACCGGGAUUUGACUGAGGUUAGAGCAGUAAGGGGAGCGGCAAAUUGGCUGAAACCUUGUAUCAAACGACGGUAAAAGUUUGCAAACCUGAGAAAACGUUGUAGCGCGACACAGGAGUUGGGUACGGGCCAGUCAGAGUCCACCUGAACCAUAGCCGGGUCCAUACUGAUCCCCUCUCCAGAUAUGACCGAACCAAGAAACAUAACUGAGGAGGUGUGGAAAGAACAUUUCUCCGCUUAAAGAAAAAGUUUGUUCUCCAGGAGGCGUUGGAGAACACGAGGAACAUGUUGGACGUGCACCUGGGGUGAUGGCGAAAAAAUCAGAAUGUCGUCGAGGUAGACAAAGACGAAGACGUUAAGCAUGUGCCUGUCACGAAUUCUCCAGCUUAUUAAUUUUUCUCCUGAUGAAUUUUCUCUCAAUUUUCCUGAUACCUCGUUCAGACCUAGGCCGCCCUUUUUGAUUACGGAUUCCCUGCCUAGCCCUUUUCGGAUUUGUUCGCCUGUUGGACUGAUAUCCCUGUUUUGACCCUGUCUGAUAAAGUAAAUAACUUCUGAAUAACUCCCUGAAAUGUGAGCUUUCGCAACCAAUUUAGGGCACCUUUAAGCCAAAGAGAACAACUCAGGUGGACAUGAGCGUCGUGAACCCUGUUCUGAAAAAGGAACCUUCCAUCGACCACUUGUCGCACUCUGCGUCACUCUAAUACGGUGAUUUUGCCAGUCAUAAUUUAUUUAUCUUGUUGUCACAUUAUGUGCUUGACUGGAUUUAGAACUCUUAAAUACAAUACUAAGUUAGCAAGUCCAAAUGUCAGUGCGUGAGCUAGCGAUAAAACUGCUUAGCUUGAGCAACACGGAGGAAGAAUGACGCUGUUUGGUUUGACGCCAUUUGGUUUGACGGAGUUUGGUCUUAGAAUGACGGAGAUUUUUUCUGAGACUGAAGCCCUUUCACCUGAGCCUGAGAACUUUUGGUCUGAGACCUGACACCCUUUUGUUUAAAUAUGAUACUUCAUCUGUGUGAGAUCUGAGGAUGUCCUAAAAUGAACACCAUAGCUAGCACAUGCUAUGCCAUCUGUCAGUAACACGUGAAGAAAAUCAACAGCAGAAGUAGCAUGUGUGUUCGCACACGCCCCCUUCAGGGAGACGGAGGUACUGGCUCAGCCUCGAGCAGUGAAAAGCAGAAAGGGAGGCUGACAGUCCAUCUGCCUCCUCACCGCUUAUUCACUGUGGCAUUAUGUCAGAUUAGCAAAACUAACCUGUGAAAUACAGGACCCAGGCUAUGGGGUUUGAGGACAUGUGAAAAAACUGUGUACAAACAUUACAUUGGUGACAUACAGUAUAGAGACAUUAAUUGUACAUGCUCAAAUUGAGAAAAAACAAGCAACUCAACCGGUUUUAUAACGGAUUGCCCAAUCCGAGAGGAGGCACUGCUCGUCUCUGCCGCCUCCCCGUAUUUGAACAGGAAAAUACACAGAUUCAGCGAUAUUGCCCAUAAUAAUCUUUGGAUUGAUUGUGAUCUAAUAAUUACACUUCUAUCACGGAUCAGUGGACUUCCUGGCGAGAAUAAAUAAGCAUACAUGGUUUUUAUGAGUAGGUGCAUGGAACUUAUUAUUGUGCAUGCCAUGAAAAACAUUGCACAUGAUCAGAAAGUACUGGGUCAAAGGUCAACCUCAAAACCCAUCGUAGUCAUCUCCAGCGGGAUGGAAGAUGAGCAACUAUUGUUUUUGAAUCUCCAUGGAGAAAAAACAACAGCAGAGGUGAUGAAGUAGGAGGGGUGGACCCAAAGUAAAGAGACAAAUCAGUUAUAAGACAAGAAGCUUUUGCCAGUCAGCUGAUGUCUCCUCUCAGUGAUGGAAACCUUGGUGGGAACUGAACUUUGCUUUCCACAACUCAUCAACAGCUCCUGCAGAAAGUCAACCCGUCCUCAGGUUGAAGCAAUGUUGAUUUACACUUUGAUGUCCUCCAUCUGUCUGCUCACUGUACCACUCAACUUGCUGGUCAUCAUCUCCAUCUCCCACUUCAAGCAGCUCCACACCCCCACCAACCUUCUCCUCCUCUCUCUGGCCGUCUCAGAUUUCUUCGUCGGCCUCUUCAUAAUCUUUCAAAUAAUGAUAAUAGAUGGCUGCUGGUUGUUCGGUGAUCUCAUGUGUUCUCUUUGGGUGAUUCUAUCAUCCAUUAUUAUAUCGUCCUCAGCAGGAACCAUGGUGCUUAUAUCAGUAGAUCGAUAUGUGGCUAUUUGUUAUCCUCUGCAUUACUUCACCAAAGUCAAACCAAAAAGAGUUCAAGUCUGUGUUUGUCUGUGUUGGAUGUUUGCUGCUUUAUUUAACAGUGUGCUGCUGAAGAAUAACCUACAACAUCCAGGCAGGUAUAACUCCUGCAUAGGAGAGUGUGUUGUUGACAUUGACUACAUCGCUAAUUUUUUUGAUCUAAUUGUUUCAUUCCUUUUUCCCAUUACUCUUAUUGUCAUUCUAUAUAGUAGAAUAUUUGGGGUGGCUGUGUAUCAGGCUCGUGCCAUGCGGUCUCACAUUGCAGUUGUGACAACGAAAGUAACUGCUAAAAAGUCUGAAAUGAAAGCAGCCAGGAAUCUUGGUGUUGUUGUAGUUGUGUUUCUGAUAUGCAAUUGUCCAUAUUUUUGUUUCACUCUUACAUCCCAAAAUAACGUGUACACAGCUACAUCUGUAAGCAUUGUAAUAUGGUUGUUUCAUUUAAACUCCUGUCUCAACCCUCUGAUCUAUGCCAUUCUCUACCCCUGGUUCAGAAAAUCAAUUAAGGUCAUUGUUACACUUCAGAUACUGAAGCCUGAUUCCUGUCGGACCAACAUGCUUUAGAGACACACUGCGUUCUGUUCAAAUUAGCCUGAACAGAAUGUGGAGAAUUUUAUUCAUAGGGAAAAAUAAUAAUUAGUUGUGCCAGAGUUGGAAGGAAGCAAUUUUUUUUCUCAGGUCGCUGGGCAGACCUUAAAUAACCUGGUACACCUGUAUUGUACAACACUAUCCCUAUUCUAUGCUUCAUUAUGAAAUGAUUAAAUGAUAUGAUAAAAAAGUGCUAGCACAUGUAGAGCCUAAAAAACAAAUUGAGCAUCUAAAAAAUGCCCCAAAAAAAUGGAAAUUGAAUAAAUUUUGCUCAAAUAAUGUCAUUUGACAAUUGUCUCCAGAGUAACCAUUUCUGUGUUAAAUAUUUUGUACCAAUAUCUCAUUACGUAAACCACUUUACGUUGCAUUCAAGGUGUUCAGGAUAACCAUUUUUUUAAAUAAAAGCUUGUCAUGCAAGUCAUAGCUAUGACCCUUUUUGUUGAUUCCUGCAUUGACAGACCUUGUUGGUGUGUGCUGUGAGAAAAGUCAGUAACAUUACAAUUCAGUGUGUGCUGAUUUGUUUUGGGUGUUUGAGACGGUCUUUCCAGAGAUGGGGACUCGAGUUGGAGACUCGGGCCGUCUCUCAAUAUGCGUUCUUGUGUGGACUUUUGUUCUCGUGGACUCGUGAAACGUCAUCAGUCUCAGCCCGAGUACUGUUCCAAUUCUCAAGUCCGCAUCUGGCCGAGAACGGUCAUAAUACCCGGAUGUGGCUCGCCCCGCCCAUUUUACCGGGCAUGCAUCGGAGCAGGCUCGUCUGUUCUUGUGAGAGACAUAUAUCCCAGAAUGCAUUUCACCUCAGCAACAGGCAACAACGACAGAGGAAAAUAAACACAACUUUAUGUCGAAGUUUAUAAAUACUACUUUUUUUAAGUAACGUAAUGUAAUUUUCUGACUGAAUAGUAAAAUGUUUAAGUCAAAAACUAAAAUAAAAAUGUAUUAGCAAGACCAGCUGACGUGGUGACGUCAUCAAGUCAGCUGCUGUUCCAACUGCGGAAAUGACCGUUCUCCGUUCUCCCGAACCUGCGAGUCAGGACUCCCGAGUCUGUCUCCCGAGUCUAUUCUCGCGGGAACGCGAGUCCGUUCUCGCCGUCUUAGGUAUUGAGAAACGGCCUCGGACUCGAGUGCGACUCGAGUCGCACACACGGUGACUUCAGACUCGUCCUCGAAAGUCUUCAGACUCGACUCGGACUCGAGCUUUGGGACUCGUGAACAAUGUUUAAUUUUAGGAAAAAUCUGAUGAGCUCGCUAUAUCGCUCCCUCCGUUACCUGCCUACGUAACGCGUACAUUGACACAUAUUGCUGGCUGCGCACGCGCGGCCACACACGAGAAAGAUGUCGAAUGCCGCUGCUGGGUGGCGCUGACGGGAAGGCGGUGGUGCCGCUGGCGGUCCGACCGACGGUUCGCUGACGUCGGGACGUAUGCGUUCCAGCGGUGGACCGUUUACUCUGCGAUCUCCUUUAACUGUCUCUGUUCUGCUCACUGAAGCAAAACAAUACGUGGACAAAAAAUAUCAGAGCCAAGAGCAGCGUGUG
Molecule: messenger RNA, 4950 nt
Organism: Pungitius pungitius (ninespine stickleback)
Lineage: Eukaryota; Metazoa; Chordata; Actinopteri; Perciformes; Gasterosteidae
Product: trace amine-associated receptor 13c-like
Exons: 2
Coding region: 2416-3393 (325 amino acids)
Biological process (GO): G protein-coupled receptor signaling pathway
Cellular component (GO): membrane
Molecular function (GO): trace-amine receptor activity
Source: RefSeq, a predicted model, not a curated record